Messenger RNA from Pochonia chlamydosporia 170, 2064 nucleotides. RefSeq names its product glutaminase GtaA. The coding region runs from base 1 to 2064 and encodes 687 amino acids. Gene Ontology annotation, biological process: carbohydrate metabolic process. The record is from RefSeq and is a predicted model, not a curated record. Lineage: Eukaryota; Fungi; Ascomycota; Sordariomycetes; Hypocreales; Clavicipitaceae. The transcript is spliced from 6 exons.
AUGAAGUUCAUGAAGUUCGCCUCGGCGGCAGUCCUUACCAUUCUUGGGGGACAAGUAGGUGCCGGCCCUACCUUUACUCCAGCCAGGCCUCCAGCUAUUCCCUUGGCUGUCCGCAACCCAUAUCUCAACGUAUGGCUUAAUGGGCAACAAAAUGGUCCCCAUGGUGUCCUUCCCGGCCAAUGGCCUAAAUUUUGGGCCACCGGAGUUCAAGGAUGGCAAGGCUUCGUCAAGGUCGACGAUCAAGUCUACAACUGGAUGGGAGGCGCCCCUGGAGCUCCAAAUGUAGAUCAACUGAGCAUGGAGUACACGACAACCCGCAGCAUUUUCAACAUGUCCGUCGCUGGAAAGGUGGACAUGAGGAUCGAAUUUCUAUCGCCGGUCUUCCCGGAUGACUUGAAGCGCCAGUCAAUCCCUUUCUCAUAUAUUGUUGUUAACGUCAAGUCUCGGGAUGGUGCCUCACACAAGGUUCAGGUCUAUUCCGACGUAUCAGGAGAAUGGGCAUCGGGCGAUACAACAUCGGUCGUUCAAUGGGAUACCUCAUCAGCGUCUGGAGUACGCAGCCACAAAUUCUGGAAGCAGAAGCAAAGAGUUUUCCAGGAGGAUGGAGAAAAUGCAGCUUGGGGAAACUGGUACUGGUCUACCGGUGACCAGGCCGGCGUAAGCUACAAGAUUGGCGCGGAUGUGGACGUGCGCGGACAGUUUCUCAAGCAAGGAGCUUUGGACAACAACGUUGACAACGAAUUCCGCGCAGUCCGGGACAGAUGGCCCGUUUUUGCCUUGUCUCGCGAUUUGGGUACUGUUAAGAACAGCUGGGUUACUACUCUGUUCACCAUUGGAGUGGCCCAGGAGGAGAGCAUUCAGUUUGUUGGUAAAGAGGCUGAGCCGCAAAGCAUGCCCUCCCUCUGGAUAUCGUAUUACAAGGAAAAUGAACUAGCAGCGGCCUUCUACAAAGACUACGACUAUGCCAUGCAUUACUCAAACCGUAUGGACAUCCGCAUCCAGCGAGACUCUGUUGCCGCUGGCGGCCAGGAUUAUGCGACAAUUACCACUCUGGCUGUUCGCCAAACCUUUGGUGCCCUGGCUUACACUGGCACUCCUUCGAAUCCCCUGAUUUUCUUGAAGGAGAUUUCCUCAAACAGUGACAUACAGACUGUUGAUGUCAUCUUCCCGGCAUUCCCAAUCCUCUUGUACUUUGAUGCAAACUUGCUCAAGUACCUUCUUGAGCCACUACUCCUCAAUGAUCGGUACCAUUACCCGAAUGACUGGGCGCAACAUGAUCUGGGACGAUUCCCGCGAGCGCUCGGCUACCCGAAGGGUGAUGAUGAACCGAUGCCCUUGGAGGAGUGUGGAAACAUGAUCAUCAUGAUGCUGGCGUAUUCUCAACGGAAGCAUGACAACAAAUACCUGGCUGAUAACUGGGAUCUGCUGUCCAAGUGGGCCGAGUACCUGAUCAGAGACGCCAAGAUUCCUGCUAACCAGCUGUCUACGGAUGACUUUGCUGGGCACCUUGCCAACCAGACAAACCUAGCCAUCAAAGGCAUAAUCGCCCUCCAAGCAAUGUCAGAAGUUGCCACGCGAGCUGGACAUAAGGAUAAGAGCAGCAAAUACUCGACACUGGCCAAGGAAUAUCUGGCUUUCUGGACAAAACAUGGUGUCAACGCCGAAGCUGGCCACUCAAUGCUUCAGUACGACAAUAAAGACUCUUAUGGCCUUCUAUACAACAUUUACCCAGACAAGGUCCUUGGUCUCAAUUUUGUCCCGCAGGAGAUCUACGACAUGCAGAGCGACUUUUAUCUCAAGUCUCAAAAGCAGUACGGCGUCAUUUUGGACACCCGAAACGUGUGGACCAAAGUAGACUGGGAAAUGUUCGCCGCAGCAGUGGCCAAACCGGAAACCAAGCGCAUGUUCAUCUCAAAAAUUGCCAAAUGGAUCAAUGAAACGUCUACUUGGCGUGCCUUCACCGACUUGUAUGACGUAAAUACAGGUGGCUACCCUGGUGGUCUUCAAUUCACCGCGAGACCUGUGGUGGGUGGUAUGUUCUCAUUACUUUCGUUAAAGAAAUAG